This is a messenger RNA of Ipomoea nil (Japanese morning glory), 2626 nucleotides long. RefSeq names its product probable acyl-activating enzyme 18, peroxisomal. The coding region runs from base 130 to 2343 and encodes 737 amino acids. The transcript has 15 exons. The record is from RefSeq and is a predicted model, not a curated record. NCBI's taxonomy places the organism in Eukaryota, Viridiplantae, Streptophyta, Magnoliopsida, Solanales, Convolvulaceae.
GAUUACAUCGCUACCAUUGAUUGAUUGGACCACCUAUCUAACUGUAUAACCUGUACCUGGUGAUCAAAAGUCCAGACAAUCACUCUCUUUGAAUGGAAAUCGAGAAUUGAAGCGGCCGACAGUGAUAAAAUGGGGAAGAGCAUCGCCGGAGUUGGAGCGGAGGACCUGGUGCGAGCCGGACUUGCGCCGGAGGAAGCGGCGUUGCUGGAGGGAGAGCUCAAGGACGCCGUUGCUCUGUCUCGCCGUCGCCUUCGAGCCAAUGCCGCCGCCGGUGAGGAGCCGCAGGAGGUGUGGCGGGAGAUAACAGCUCGGAAGUUGUUGAAGCCCUGGCACCCGCACGCCUUGCAUCAGCUCAUCUAUUACUCCGUCUACCAUGACUACGAUGAGUCCUCUCUUGGCCCUCCUCUCUUUUGGUUCCCUUCUCUAGAUGAAGCUAAAUGCACAAAUUUAGGUCGUCUUAUGGAAACACACGGUCCCAAGGUUCUAGGGGCAUCUUACAAGGAUCCAAUUGCAAGUUUUAAACAAUUUCACAAGUUCUCUGUUGACCAUCCUGAGAUAUACUGGUCAUUCGUUUUGAAUGAGCUUUCAAUUCGAUUUCGGGAAGCCCCUAAGUGCAUUCUGGAUACCUCUGACAAGUCCAAGCCUCGAGGAAGUUGGCUUCCUGGUUCAGUUCUGAAUAUAGCUGAGUGUUGCUUGCUGCCAAGCAGUUACCCCCGAAAGCAGGACAACAGCUUGGCCAUUGUAUGGAGAGCUGAAGGGCGUGAUGAUGAGGAUGUUAAUUGCAUGUCACUGAAAGAGCUCAGAGAACAAGUGAUGUUAGUGGCAAAUGCACUUGAUUCAAUGUUCUCAAAAGGAGAUACCAUUGCCAUUGACAUGCAAAUGACAGAAAAAGCAGUCAUUAUUUACUUGGCAAUUGUACUUGGGGGAUUUGUUGUAGUAUCUAUUGCUGAUAGUUUUGCUCCCAAGGAGAUUGCGUCCCGUUUACGAGUAUCCAAGGCUCAUGGUAUCUUUACCCAGGAUUUUAUUGUGCGAGGAGGCAGAAGAUUUCCAUUAUACAGUCGUGUUGUAGAAGCUGCUCCAAAGAAAGUCAUUGUGGUCCCUGCAGCUGGAGAGGAUGUUGAAAUUCAGCUAAGACAGCAAGAUGUAUCAUGGAAAGGUUUUCUUGCUGGUGCUCAUCACCUUCCAAGACCAAGUUAUUACACACCAGUUUAUCAACCAAUAGACUCUAUCACCAAUAUACUAUUCUCAUCUGGAACAACAGGAGAUCCAAAAGCAAUACCUUGGACUCACCUCUCCCCCAUGAGAACUGCUGCUGAUUCAUGGGCUCAUGCUGAUGUCCAAGCUGGAGAUGUAUAUUGCUGGCCAACAAAUUUGGGAUGGGUGAUGGGGCCAACUUUAGUAUAUGCUUGCUUUUUGACUGGUGCAACUCUGGCACUCUAUCAUGGAUCUCCUUUAGGCCGUAGUUUUGGAAAAUUUGUUCAGGAUGCAGGCGUAACUAUUUUGGGCACCGUUCCAAGUUUGGUGAAGGCCUGGAAAAGCACAGACUGUAUGAAAGGCCUAGACUGGACAAGAAUAAGCAGGGUAUUUGCUACUACUGGAGAAGCCUCUAAUGUUGAUGAUGACCUUUGGCUUACUUCGAGGGCCUACUAUAAACCCAUUGUGGAAUGUUGUGGUGGCACAGAGCUUGCAUCCACCUACGUUGCAGGAAGUCUUUUGCAACCACAAGCUUUUGGAACAUUUAGCUCAGCAUCUAUGGCUGUUGACUUUGUCAUCCUUGAUGAAGAUGGCCAUGCUUAUCCAGAUGAUAAAGCCUGCAUUGGUGAGGUCGGUUUAUUUCCUAUCAAUUUCGGAGCUAGUGAGAUCCUACUGAAUGCUGAUCAUGAAAGUGUAUACUUCAAGGGAAUGCCAGUGCACAAGGGAAUGCAACUUAGGAGGCAUGGUGACAUCCUUAAAAGAACUGUUGGUGGUUAUCUUGUUGUACAAGGGAGAGCUGAUGACACAAUGAAUCUUGGGGGUAUUAAAACAAGUUCAGUUGAAAUAGAGCGUGUUUGCAAUCUGGCUGACAGAAAUGUUAUCGAAACAGCUGCUGUCAGUGCAUCGCCAGCAAAUGGUGGUCCUGAACAGUUAGUUAUUUUUGUGGUGCUCAAAGAAGGAUUUAAGAUUGCACCAGAAGAGCUGAAGACAAAAUUUUCAAGAGCCAUACAGAGCAACCUUAAUCCUUUAUUCAAGGUGAGUGCUGUAAAAAUUGUUCCAUCAUUUCCACGAACAGCUUCAAAUAAGGUACUGAGGAGACUUUUAAGGGAUAAAUGGAAGCAGGAGCUUCUGACACAGAGUAAACUUUAACUCACUAUCUGGAUGAUGCAAGAGACAUGGUACUGGCCUGUUGUGUUUAUUGAUGUCUACAUAGUUGGAAGUUUAGUUUAUCAUACAUAUAUGCGUGUAUGUGUGUGUGUAUGGUAGUUGUAUGAUGACAAUGUAGUUUAUGAUCUGUGUCAGAAAAUAAAGUUCUAGAAGUCUCAUGAAUAAUCUUUUUGCAUGCACGUGUACGAGAAUAAUCUGUGUGCUAUGACUGUUUUUACCUGCCUAAAGUUUAUGAUUCAAGAAAGCAUUAUAAAAGUUCUAUCUA